AUGACUUCACCCAACACACUCACACCUAGCUCACCCAGCUCACCCCAGAAAAGCCCCGCAAGCACCGUUGCUGGUAUUGUCGAUAGUGAGGAUGGCGGCAGGGAAAUACCGGUGAGUGUACGCAGUGAUGGAAGCGUCAGGAAACAGAUCAAAAUUAGGCCGGGGUUUAGACCAGUCGAGGAUGUCGAGAGAUAUCGACCGCCUCAGAGCCGGCUGAGAGCUGCAUCGGGGAGUGCGACACCCACACCCAAGAAGAAUAGCAGUGACAGUGGCGAUGGUGAUAAGAGUUUGAGUGCUGGUGAUGAGACUGAGAGGCGUAGUCACGCAGCACAGAAAUCACCCACAACCACUCACUCAGACGACGAUGAGCUAACAUCCAAGCUUUCUAGUCUCCGAAUUGGUUCAAAGACAUCCAAGUACGCGUCUGCUGAGCCAAUUCAGACCCAGGAAAGUAGCGGGCGAGGACGUGGGCGCGGCAGAGCCCGAGGCAGAAGCAAGGGCAAUGGCGGGAAUAUAAAGCGCACCGAUAACACAUGA
Molecule: messenger RNA, 537 nt
Organism: Wallemia ichthyophaga EXF-994
Lineage: Eukaryota; Fungi; Basidiomycota; Wallemiomycetes; Wallemiales; Wallemiaceae
Exons: 2
Coding region: 1-537 (178 amino acids)
Biological process (GO): exon-exon junction complex disassembly
Cellular component (GO): cytoplasm; exon-exon junction complex
Molecular function (GO): RNA binding
Source: RefSeq, a predicted model, not a curated record